Messenger RNA from Penicillium cinerascens, 2853 nucleotides. RefSeq names its product putative alpha,alpha-trehalose-phosphate synthase subunit Tps2 (gene orlA). Bases 1 to 2853 code for a protein of 950 amino acids. The transcript has 3 exons. Gene Ontology annotation, cellular component: alpha,alpha-trehalose-phosphate synthase complex (UDP-forming); cytosol. The record is from RefSeq and is a predicted model, not a curated record. NCBI's taxonomy places the organism in Eukaryota, Fungi, Ascomycota, Eurotiomycetes, Eurotiales, Aspergillaceae. Gene Ontology annotation, molecular function: catalytic activity. Gene Ontology annotation, biological process: cellular response to heat; trehalose biosynthetic process; fungal-type cell wall organization.
AUGUCUGAUACAGAGAAAGAGAGCCCCGCGCGCGUGCCCGAGGGGCAGCCAGAUCCGGUGCUCGUUGGCCCGGGCUUAAGGGCCUUGAAGACGGAGGCUUACCAGGAUGCCACAAAUGCGACACCGAGCUUGGAUACCGAUAAGAAAAGCCAGAUGGAUAGCGAUGCACCCUCAUAUUUUGCCAACAUCCCGGGAAUCCGGACCGAGCCAUUCGACCCAUCGAACUUGGCCUCGGCACCGCACAAGUCCGGAAGGAAAACAUCUUCGGGACAGGAACUGCUACGCCGUUUGAGUCUGGCAGGGGAUGCUUCCCCGAUGUCUCCUGAGGUCGAUCCGCGUGCACAGCAUCCAGGACUCAACUUGAGCGGGCGUUUGAUAAGUGCCGCCUUUUGUAUUCCGUACAAGCUCUACUUCCAAUCAGGUUCCGACUGGACGCUCAAGCCGCGCUCCGGCACUUCAGCAUUGUUCGAUUCAUUUGCCCACCUGGCUUCUGACGAGACCCAGUGGUCACACACCUUGGUGGGUUGGACAGGAGAGGUUCAGCCCAUUAUAGACACGAAGGUUCCUUUGCAGCCGAUCCCCGUCAAUGCGGCGGGAAAAUUAUCUCCUGGUACCAACAACCCCACCCCGCCUACUCUCAAUAAGGCUGCGGCGCCAGUUCCUGUGGAUGCAACCCAGCAGCCACCAUCUCAUCCACUGGUAGAAGGACUCAGCGUCGGGAAAGAAGAUCGAGAGCGGCUUGAUCGCCAAAUGGCUUCGGGACGCUAUGGCCGGAUCUUACCGGUUUGGUUGUCGGAUGCUUCGGAAGAACCAGAGGACGCAGUUCUACUCAAAGACCAGGGCCGGUGGCGGCGGUAUGCGGAGAGAGAACUGUACCCUCUUUUGCACUACAAGCAGCACGGCCCGACCGACGGCCGCUCCGAGCGGCGGUGGUGGUCGGAUUACGUCCGGCUAAACCAGCUGUUUGCGGACCGCAUUGUAGCGGACUAUCGGGAAGGUGAUGUUGUGUGGGUUCACGACUACCACCUGUUUCUUCUUCCCAGCCUCCUGCGACAGCGCAUUCCCAACAUCUAUGUUGGCUUCUUCCUCCACGCACCCUUCCCUAGCAGCGAGUUUGUCCGGUGUCUUGCAAAGCGCAAGGAGGUAUUGACGGGGGUUCUCGGUGCCAACAUGCUUGGAUUUCAGACCUUCUCUUACUCACGGCACUUUUCUUCUUGCUGCACACGUGUUUUGGGAUUCGACUCCAACUCGGCCGGAGUGGAUGCGUACGGCGCCCACGUCGCGGUGGAUGUUUUCCCCAUUGGAAUUGAUGCUCGGUCUAUUCAGAAGGCUGCCUUCGGCGCCUCGGAUAUCGAGAAGACCGUCGCUGGUAUCCGCAAACUCUACGCUGGGCGGAAAAUCAUUGUCGGUCGUGACCGGCUGGACAGUGUUCGAGGUGUGUCGCAGAAGCUGCAGGCGUUUGAGAUCUUCCUGGAGCGAUACCCUGAAUGGCGCGACAAGGUUGUUCUCAUCCAGGUGACAAGCCCGACCAGUGUGGAGGAAGAGAAGGAAGACCCAAACAACAAGAUCGCCGGCCAGAUCUCCAAUUUGGUCUCCACAAUCAACGGCCGUUUCGGAUCUCUGAGCUUCUCUCCCGUCCAGUAUUAUCCACAGUACCUGUCACAGCGCGAGUACUUUGCUCUUCUGCGUGUGGCCGACGUCGGACUGAUCACCACCGUGCGAGACGGCAUGAACACCACGAGUUUGGAGUAUAUUGUCUGUCAACAGACAAAUCAUAGCCCGCUCAUUCUCUCGGAAUUCUCCGGCACUGCGGGCACAUUACCCAGCGCCAUCCAUAUUAACCCUUGGGACCUGGUCGGUGUCGCUGGCGCCAUCGACCAGGCUCUCAAGAUGCCUGCCGAGCAGCGAAAGGAGCAACACCUGAAGUUGUACAAGCACGUCAUUACCAACACGGUGGCGACGUGGUCGAGACUGUUCCUCCAUCGUCUGCUGACCAACCUCUCAUCCUUUGAUCAGUCCAUCGCCACUCCCGCCUUGGAUCGCGCGAAAGUCAUCAGGCAGUAUCGCAAGGCUCGGCGACGCUUGUUCAUGUUCGACUACGAUGGCACGCUGACGCCGAUUGUCAAAGACCCACAGGCGGCCAUUCCGUCCGAUCGGGUUCUCCGCACGCUCAAGAGCCUCGCAGCAGACCCGCGGAACGCUGUCUGGAUUAUCAGCGGACGUGAUCAAGCUUUCCUGGACGAGUGGAUGGGCCAUAUCCCCGAACUGGGGCUCAGUGCGGAGCACGGGUGCUUCAUCCGUCAACCCCGCUCAGACGACUGGGAGAAUCUAGCAGAGAGCACCAACAUGGGCUGGCAGAAGGAAGUGAUAGAUGUCUUCCAACACUACACGGAACGAACUCAGGGUUCCUUUAUUGAGAGAAAGCGAGUGGCAUUGACGUGGCAUUAUCGCCGCGCAGACCCUGAGUAUGGGGCAUUCCAAGCUCGCGAGUGCCGAAAGGCUCUUGAAGACACUGUUGCAAAGCGAUGGGAUGUGGAGGUAAUGGCUGGUAAAGCCAACUUGGAGGUGCGCCCAACGUUUGUCAACAAGGGCUUCAUAGCCACGCGGUUGGUAAAUGAAUACGGCACAGAGCCCGGCAAGGCGCCCGAAUUCGUCCUCUGCUUAGGGGAUGACUUCACGGACGAAGAUAUGUUCCGUGCACUCCGAAAGUCCAACCUGCCGCAGGACCAUGUGUACUCGGUAACGGUGGGUGCCAGUUCGAAGCAAACGGACGCCAGUUGGCACUUGCUCGAGCCUGCCGAUGUCAUCAGCACCGUGCAGAUGCUCUACAGUAACUCGAACCAGGACUUCUGA